GCACAAGCCAUCAAGAAAUGCCGGCGCCUUGGCAUCGCACCGCAGCUCUUGCUGCAGGCGCUCGCGCAGCUGACAGAGGAGAUGGCCAAGGUUGCGAAAAUCGCUGGCGACCACGGCAUCAGCAACCUCAUGCUGGAGGAUGUAGAGCAGAUCCGACGCGAGCUGCAUGACAAGGUCCAGGCAGUUCGAGGUGGUGUGAAGGUCAUUUGCCGCAUCCGGCCCUUCGUCGAAGAUGAUGACGCGGAGCCUGGUACCUUCCCGGCCGUGGAGCAGGACAAUGGUCUGGAGGUUCUGCUGAUUUUUGCUUAG
Symbiodinium necroappetens is the source of this 309-nucleotide messenger RNA. The record is from the annotation of a GenBank genome assembly. Lineage: Eukaryota; Dinophyceae; Suessiales; Symbiodiniaceae.